AUGAGUAAGAUCAGUGAGACUGUGAAGCGGGCCAGGACUGCCUUUAACUCUGGCAAAACCCGGCCCUUGAAAUUCCGGAUCCAGCAGCUGGAAAACCUCCAAAGGAUGGUGAAGGAGAGAGAAGAGGAAAUUACUGCAGCCCUGUAUGCUGAUCUCCAUAAGAGCAAGCAGUCUGUACUCUAUGAAGAGUGCAUUUAUUUCUUGCAAGAGGUCGAGUAUGCACUUUCCAACCUUCCCCAGUGGAUCCUGGAUGAGCCUGUGGAGAAUGAUAAUACAAAGGAUGAACAGCUUUACAUCCACUCAGAACCCCUGGGUGUGGUUCUGAUCAUUGGGAGCUGGGAUUACCCCUUCGUUCUGUCCAUCCAGCCAUUGGUGGGCGCCAUUGCUGCAGGCAAUGCUGUGGUCCUCAAGCCUUCUGAGGUGAGUGAGAAAACGGCCAUCCUCUUGGCCACACUGCUCCCUCAGUACCUGGACAAGGACUUGUUUCCAGUUAUUAAUGGUGGUGUUCCUGAGACCACAGAAUUGCUCAAGGAGAAAUUUGACCACAUCCUCUAUACUGGCAGCACAGGAGUGGGCAAGAUUAUCAUGACAGCUGCGGCCAAGCACCUGACCCCAGUGACCCUGGAAUUGGGAGGAAAGAGUCCCUGUUACAUUGAUAAGGACUGUGACCUUGAUGUUGCCUGCAGACGUAUCACCUGGGGAAAGUUCAUGAACUCUGGCCAGAUUUGUUUGGCUCCAGACUACAUCCUCUGUGAUCCUGCUCUGCAAGGCCAAGUAGUGGAGAAGAUUAAAAAAACCCUGAAGGAAUUCUAUGGAGAUGAUGCCAAAAGUUCUCCUGACUAUGGAAGAAUGGUCAACAGCCGUCACUUCCAAAGGGUGAUGAGCUUAAUUGAGGGACAGAAAGUGGCAUAUGGAGGGAAUGGAGAUGAGGCCUCUUGCUAUAUAGCCCCAACUAUUCUCACCGAUGUUGACCCAAGGUCUCAGGUGAUGCAGGAAGAAAUCUUUGGGCCUGUUCUCCCCAUCGUCUGUGUGAAGAGCCUGGAGGAAGCCAUCCAGUUCAUCAAUGAGAGGCCAAAGCCCUUGGCUCUCUAUGUGUUUUCUAACAAUGACCAGGUCAUCAAGAAGAUGAUUGCAGAGACUUCCAGUGGAGGUGUGACUGCCAAUGAUGUAAUACUCCAUGCUGGUGUCCAUACUCUACCGUUUGGUGGUGUGGGUGACAGUGGCAUGGGUGCCUAUCAUGGUAAGAAGAGUUUCGAAAUCUUCUCCCACCGCCGGUCCUGCUUGAUCAAGCCUCUGAAGAUGGAGGACUCUGACAAAUUCCGGUUCCCACCUUUUCCUGUUAAGGAUUCACUCAAGUGAGGGGCAGCCAUGGUCCUUUGCCUACUGGGGCAAACUGAUGUCUGGAAGCCCAUCAUUUCACUCCUAGCU
Molecule: messenger RNA, 1428 nt
Organism: Trichosurus vulpecula (common brushtail)
Lineage: Eukaryota; Metazoa; Chordata; Mammalia; Diprotodontia; Phalangeridae
Product: aldehyde dehydrogenase, dimeric NADP-preferring-like
Exons: 10
Coding region: 1-1359 (452 amino acids)
Biological process (GO): aldehyde metabolic process
Cellular component (GO): cytoplasm
Molecular function (GO): aldehyde dehydrogenase (NAD+) activity
Source: RefSeq, a predicted model, not a curated record